UGUGAGGCGAGUAGUAGGCGGAGUGACUCGGCGGCCAUUAGCUGUGUGUAGUUGCCUGGCGCUAGGAGCUUAAGUGAAGCGGGAAUUCUUACUCGGUGGAAAUCAACCCUGGCCAUGGGUUCUUGCCGAGGAUAGCCCUAGAACACGGAGCAGGGGGCGCUUUUCGGUUCCCCGCCUUGCCCAGUAGUGGGGCCUACUAGGCCGCCGGGACAUCCCGGGUCUCAAGUAGGCCUAGUCUGCGGGCAAGGGCGUCCCAAAGGCGGGAGGCGCCAUGUCUCUGGUUGCUUAUGCCAGCAGCGAUGAGAGUGAGCCGGAUGAACCGGAGCCGGAGCCGGAGGAAGAGGAUGUGGCGGCUCCUAUGCCCGGGCCCGCUUUAGGAGGCCUGUUCGCUUCUCUCCCCGCACCCAAGGGUCCGGCCUUGCUGCCCCCGCCCCCCCAGAUGCUGGCCCCAGCCUUUCCCCCGCCACUGUUUCCUCCCCCGCCCACCGGAGACCCCAGGCUGCAGCCUCCUCCACCUCUGCCCUUCGGCCUGGGCGGCUUCCCGCCACCUGCAGGAGUGAGCCCAGCUGAAGCUGCCGGAGUUGGGGAGGGGCUGGGGCUGCCAUCGCCCCAAGGCCCUGGUCUCAGUCUGCCCCCAGCUGUGGGCAGUGUCGGACCCCCCUUGGGACUUCCCAAGCCAAAGAAGAGAACCGAGCCGGUGAGGAUAGCGGCGCCGGAGCUGCGUAAGGGCGAUUCAGAUUCUGAUGAAGAUGAACCUGCAAAGAAGAAAAUUGUCCUCCAGGGAUCCGGCGAGGGGACUGGUUUGUCUGCCUUGCUCCCCCAACCUAAAAACCUGACUGUGAAAGAGACUAACAGGUUGCUCCUGCCCCAUGCCUUCUCCCGGAAACCCUCAGAUGUCUCCUCAGAUGCUAAGCCCUCUAGACUGGCUUCUAAGACCAAGCCCGCCUCACUUGCUCCUGUUUUGGGCACCACAACCACCACUCCAUCACCCUCUGCCAUCAAGGCUGCUGCCAAGAGUGCUGCCCUGCAGGUGACAAAGCAAAUCACACAGGAGGAUGACGACAGUGAUGAGGAAGUUGCUCCUGAGAACUUUUUCUCCCUCCCUGACAAGGCUGAGCCACCUGGAGUUGAGCCAUACCCUUACCCUGUCCCCACUGUUCCUGAAGAGCUGCCUCCAGGCACAGAACCAGAGCCAGCUUUCCAGGACGAUGCGGCCAAUGCUCCCCUUGAGUUUAAGAUGGCAGCAGGGUCAAGUGGGGCCCCCUGGAUGCCAAAGCCCGGGGAUGACUACAGCUACAAUCAGUUUUCCACAUAUGGCGAUGCCAAUGCCGCUGGUGCUUAUUAUCAGUUUAAGCGGCUGCAGGGCAAGAGGAACCGAGGGAGGGAGGAAAUUAACUUUGUGGAGAUCAAAGGUGAUGACCAACUCAGUGGGGCUCAGCAGUGGAUGACCAAGUCAUUGACAGAAGAAAAAACCAUGAAGUCCUUCAGCAAAAAGAAAGGUGAGCAGCCAACUGGCCAGCAGAGGAGGAAACACCAGAUCACGUAUCUGAUUCAUCAGGCUAAGGAGCGGGAGCUGGAGCUGAAGAACACUUGGUCAGAAAACAAGCUCAGUCGCCGGCAGACCCAAGCCAAAUACGGAUUCUAGGGCUCAGGAACUGCUGGCCCAGGAUUUCCUGUCGGCCUCGUUGGCCCAGCCCCCAGCUUCACCUCCAGGACCCCAGCUGCUCUAAGUCCAGGACCUCUACCUUGAGGACCCAGCCCUCACCUCUGGGAGAAGGAACAUAUUUUUCUUAACAAGUUAGAAAAUCCAGCUCCUUUCUGCGCUGGGGCUGGAGAGACUCGAGUGCUGCCUGAAGGCUCUGAGUUCUUGGUUUGGGAGUUUGUUCUGUCAGUGUGAUGAGACAACUCUCCCACUUUUUUUUUUUUUUUUUUUUUUUUAAACCA
Molecule: messenger RNA, 1944 nt
Organism: Cricetulus griseus (Chinese hamster)
Lineage: Eukaryota; Metazoa; Chordata; Mammalia; Rodentia; Cricetidae
Source: RefSeq, a predicted model, not a curated record